Pan troglodytes (chimpanzee) is the source of this 8192-nucleotide messenger RNA. RefSeq names its product coiled-coil domain containing 50 (gene CCDC50). The record is from RefSeq and is a predicted model, not a curated record. The coding region runs from base 88 to 1536 and encodes 482 amino acids. Gene Ontology annotation, cellular component: cytoplasm. Gene Ontology annotation, molecular function: ubiquitin protein ligase binding. The transcript is spliced from 12 exons. Lineage: Eukaryota; Metazoa; Chordata; Mammalia; Primates; Hominidae.
GCGCUGCUGCUGCGCUCGGGGCCCCGCUCGGCGCCGGCGGUGACCGGGAAGCCCGCGUUAAAGGGGCCCCCGGGACCCCGGCCCGGUAUGGCUGAAGUCAGCAUCGACCAGUCCAAGCUGCCUGGAGUCAAGGAAGUAUGCCGAGAUUUUGCUGUCCUGGAGGACCACACCCUGGCUCACAGCCUGCAGGAACAAGAGAUUGAGCAUCAUUUGGCAUCAAACGUUCAGCGGAACCGUUUGGUCCAGCAUGAUCUCCAGGUGGCUAAGCAGCUCCAAGAGGAAGAUCUGAAAGCGCAGGCCCAGCUCCAGAAGCGCUACAAAGACCUUGAACAACAAGACUGUGAAAUUGCUCAGGAAAUUCAGGAGAAGCUGGCUAUUGAGGCAGAGAGACGACGCAUUCAGGAGAAGAAGGAUGAGGACAUAGCUCGCCUUUUGCAAGAAAAGGAGUUACAGGAAGAGAAAAAGAGAAAGAAACACUUUCCAGAGUUCCCUGCAACCCGUGCUUAUGCAGAUAGUUACUAUUAUGAAGAUGGAGACCAACCAGGGUCAAGGAGGGCCAGGGAAUUGGGUUCUGGAUUCUCAAGACCUUGUAGACUCCAAAGAGAUGGAAGGACUGUGAAGCAGAAGAAAGAGAAAGCAGAACAUCCACUGGAGAACUUGGAAGAGCCAGAACAACAUUGCUCAUCGAAGAGAUCCCUGUCAUCCUCUAGCUCGGGCAAAGGGAGGGACAAUCCCCAUAUUAACAAUGAGCAGCAUGAAAGGAAACGGUCCACUCAGGAGAGGCCUCGGAGACCUCUGCUUCCCACGAUCAGUGGUGAAGUGUUUCUGAGCACUGAAUGUGAUGACUGGGAGACUAAGAAUAACCAUCAGACUCGAAAUUGGGAAAAACAGUCUCGACACCAAGAUCGACUUUCACCCAAGUCCUCACAAAAAGCAGGGCUUCACUGCAAGGAAGUUGUAUAUGGGAGGGACCAUGGGCAAGGUGAGCACAGAAAAAGGAGACACAGGCCCAGGACUCCUCCAUUCUCAGAGAGUGAGGAGCAGCUCCACCUCCAUGACACAGGAAUGAAGCCAAGAGUGACGAAAGAAGCUGUAUCUACUCCAUCACGAAUGGCACACAGGGAUCAGGAAUGGUAUGAUGCUGAAAUUGCCAGAAAACUGCAAGAAGAAGAACUUUUGGCUACCCAGGUGGACAUGAGAGCCGCUCAAGUAGCUCAAGAUGAAGAAAUCGCUCGACUUCUAAUGGCUGAAGAAAAGAAAGCUUACAAAAAAGCCAAGGAGCGGGAGAAAUCAUCUUUGGACAAAAGAAAGCAAGACCCCGAGUGGAAGCCAAAAACAGCUAAAGCAGCAAAUUCAAAGUCAAAAGAGAGUGAUGAACCUCACCAUUCUAAGAAUGAAAGGCCAGCACGGCCACCACCACCUAUCAUGACAGAUGGUGAAGAUGCGGAUUACACUCAUUUUACAAACCAGCAGAGUUCCACACGGCAUUUCUCAAAAUCAGAGUCCUCUCACAAAGGUUUUCAUUACAAACAUUAAAAACCUAGGAAUCUGCCUUGAAAAUGGACUCACUAUAGCAAAUAUUACUGGGUGAUACAGAAUGAAUUCUACACUUACUUUUUUUCUCCUGUGUUUGCAUUCCUGGGAUUUAUCCUCAAGUGCAUUUCUGACCAUAAGUAAUUUUAAUUCAUUUCAAAUGUUUUGGUUAUUCAUGAUCACUUGGGCAGUAUAAGAAAAUGUAGCUUCUGAAUAUUGGCCACCUCUAUGCUGCAUAUACUUCUUGGGAUAUAGUAUCUAAGACCUUUGUAAACUGCCAUUUUGUUAGGUAUGGAGUUUGGUAUCUAGGGAGUAGGCCUUACUUAGCAAUUCAAAUUUUAUGGAGAUGAAUGAUCAAAGUAAAACAAUGUUUGGAUGCAACGCAGAAUAAAAGAAUAUAAGAAAUAGCUUUUUGUUGCAUUAGUGUAUGAUAUUUUGAAGGACAGAGCCUUUGCUUUUUGUAUUCUUUAAGAAAAGCACAACCAUAAAGUAUUUUAAAAAAAGAAACACUUGGAGCAAUUGAAAUAUGUUAUUCUGACUAGAUGGACUGUAGAGGUUUUGCAUUUCUCAGCCCUCUUGGGGAGAUUGGCCUAGAUAGCAUUCUUUAACACCUCCUCUGCUUUUGCCUCAGUAGCAAGGCUUUCCUAAGCUCCUGGGCAAUGGAACAUUUAUUAGUGUUUAUUGACAAAAAUUUAGUUCUCUGAAAUUUUAACUCAUAUAUAUGAAAAACUUUGUAUUCCAUCUCUUCUUUUUCAUUUACUUGUAGAGCCAAGGAAAUGGAAUUGAAAGAUGAUUGCAUAAGUAAUGAUGCCAUCCUUCUCUCUGGCUGUAGACUGAGGCUUUUCUCUUGCUUCAAGUCAGAGCAGUAUUUGUUGAUAACCUCUCAAUAAUGUUUGGUUUACAUGCCAGUAAUUAAAUUAAUUCAACAUGAAGUUGAAUUUGAUGAAGUGGUCAUCUAUCCAAGUAUUUGUUUUGUUUUGUUUUGUUUUUUGAGUUGGAGUCUCGCCCUGUCACACAGGCUGGAGUGCAGUGGUGCAAUCUUGGCUCACUGCAACCUCCGUCACCUGGGCUGGAGCAAUUCCCCUGCCUCAGCCUCCCAAGUAGCUGGAAUUACAGGCAUGUGUCACCACACCCGGCUAAUUUUUGUAUUUUUAGUAAAGAGCGGGUUUCACCAUGUUGGCCAGGCUGGUCUCGAACCCCUGACCUCAAGUGAUCCACCUGCCUUGGCCUCCCAAGGUGCUGGGAUUACAGGCUUAAGCCACCACGUCCAGCCAGCCAAGUAUUUGGUUUUAAACAUUUGUAUUCCUUUGUGCAAGGGAUUGUAUUCCUCUGUACAAGACCUUUAAGCACCUCUUCAAGAAAUUUAGUCUUUGUGUAGCUGCUAACCUUACUGCAAUAUUUAUUUUCCCUUACUACUUAGUUGACAAAUGGCAAUCAAGCUCACUUGUUCUCCCUCUCUCUGUCUCCCCCCCAUGUACACAUAUAUAUAUCCCUUCAGCUUGACUUGCUAUUAUUUUUCAUUGUAUAAAUAUGAAAUUCUUGGCAUUUCAAUAUGGCAUUUGUUUAGGAAAAAAAUAUGUAGGUCACUAGAGAAAAAUGUUAAUUUUUUUCCCACUGUGAAUUGCCUUCUGUUUGCCUUAUCUUUUCAGAUAGUCUUUAAAGUUGGGCAAUAUUCAGGCAGCUAUUUAGAACAGUUUCUCAGAGUGGAUUUGGGUCUCUCAUUUGAGAAAGAUUUGUAGUUUCAAUGAAGUUUGUAUAUUAUAGGAAUUUAAGUAAAAUCAUCUGAGUUAAGUUUUGGGCAAAUGUUAAUCAGAAAGAUAAUCUACAUCCCUACUUUAUGUAGUCAUUUUGGAGAAAUGGAGGAAAAGGAAAAUAACAGGACUUUUUAUAGCUAUGAUAAAAUGGGUAAAGAAAAACCUCCAUUUAAAUAAGGAAGGGGAGACAAAAUGGAAGGUCCUGGCCUUAAGUCAAAUUCCAGAUAGUGCUUUCAAUAUCCAAAGCUUAGGCCUUGUUUACUUAUAGUAAUGCUGUAUUUUUCUUUAUCUGCCCUGUGAUUUCGCUUCAUGUCCUUCAAAGUUUUUUUAUUGUAAUUUUAAAGGAAAAAAACAAUGUAUUUUUAUUUGAUAACUAGGCAAAAUCAUUUGCCAUUUUUUAUUUCAUAAAUAUUUAUUUUUCUAUCUCAUACAAUGAUCAGUUUUACUUUAAAAAUUCUGCAUUUCUCUUGCCUCUCAUGUACUUCAUCCAGUUAUUUAUUAUUGUAAAAUGUUAACUGGAGAUACUGCAUUCAAAAAAAGUCGGACCACUUAACACUUACCAGGAAUGUUAGUGUUUCAGCUGUUUUAGUAAGUGACCAAGUAAGCUAUCGCCUUGUGAUAGCUAAUUCAACAUCUUUAUUGAAAAUUUGUUACUUUUUUUAAAGGUUUUUAAAAGAUUACAAUUUUAAAAUAUUUUAUGUUUAUUUUAUUUUUGUGUAAAGCAAACACUUUUUAAAUAAUAUCAGAGUAAUUAUUACCCUAUGAAUAAGGAGAUAGAAAUGAAAUUCAGCCAGUUAAAUCCUCAUACUCUUUCUCAUUCAAAUAAUAUAAUAAUGUUUGAGACUAUAGAAGCAACUCAACUGUAUUUUAAUGAACUGCCAGACACUUUUCACUGUGUUCUCUGCCUUUUACUUUGUCAUGUUUAUGUAGAUGUGGAAGCAUUUUGUUGUUGUUGUUGUUGUUGUUCCUGCUGCUAGAACACGUGCGGUUUAAUUUUUAGGCCCACAGUGUAUUAUACUUUAAUGUUGUGAUGUAAACUAAUACUUCUGGCCUGGGAAAACCUUUCUGUUUCUGUAUCUUUGUCCUUUGGAGGCCAGGCCUCAUUAACACCAGUAUUGUUGAAUAAGCACAAUAUAUGACGGAGCCUUAUCAUAAGGCUGCUUGACAUAGACACCCACUCUCCUCCACAUUUUAUAAAUCAUUGUUUGGAAGUAAAGUUAGAUAAGAGUCAAAUUAAAUGUUUUGACUUGAAAAAUAUUUGACUUUUGCGUUCAAACCACUGUUAGACGUAACUAUUUUAUUAGACAUAAGUAUUUUAUUUUGGGACUAGACAGUUGCUUUACAUGUAUUUAAAGGAACAUUGUGAUUUUCAGAAAGUGGCUUUACAUACUAUUGAACUGCUAUUUCCCAAGUUACUUUACAACCACCAGCAGCAUACCAAUAAAUUACAAAAGCAGAAAAUGAAAAUUAACCCUAGGUGUUCUGAUGAUAGAGAAAUAGCUAAAUUAGAAAAGAAAGAUAUGGAUAGAUGCUUUUAGGAGGAAAACCUUUUUAGAAUGGCAAUGACCACUUGGAUCUAGGUUAACAUAUUCCAAAAUGUGUGACCUUGGGCUUUGUGUUUACUGAACUCACUCUAGAAAAUUCUGGACCUGAUUCAUUAACCCCACUUUUCUUCUCUAAUGUGUCCUGAAGCUGAGCUAGAUGAUGAGUAAAUUCUUUGCUGACUGUUGCUCAUCACUUUCUCUCAAAGUUAGAACUUUUCAGUAUAAAAAUAAUUAGCUUUUAACUGAUUAUUAAUUUUCUUUAAUAGUUUCUGUCAAAACUUGUCUAAAAUUUGUGUUGUGCCAAAUUGGAAAUACCCACUAUAAUAUGGUGCAUUCAGUUUACCCCAUAAGUGGUUAACAUUUUAAGUCCUAGAUUUUUGAUGUCUUGCCUUUGUAUAAGCAUCGCUUUGGGGAAUACCAAGAUGAUUCAUUAUUCAGUGAUUAUUUUCUUGAAAGAUAACUAUGAUGAUUGGCUGUAAAAUCUUCACCCUAAUAAAGGAGUGAGAUCUCUGUGUAAACAGCUUUCUGAAGGACUGAUAAUAGAAUAGAACUUGCAGCCAAAGGCUUUUUCCCUUUUGAGAAGACAGUAUUUGUGUAAGGAGUGCUAAGGUAGACUUCACUGUACAUAGAGUGCCAUAUUCUGUUGAAACGAUCACAACAAAAUCAAAACCUCAUGCUUCAGCAAAAAGGAAAAAAGAUUUUUAAAUUACUUUGUCUAUUACUUACUGCUCAUAGAGAAGUGACUAUAUAAAAUGGUCCAAUUUUCUCAUUUCUGGUGGUGCCUGUGAGUCUUAAAGUGAUAUCUGCUUAUCUUACUGUUGAUAGAAUACUUUUUUUCUUUUUAGCCCAUGAUAAGUAAUAUGGGCAGGUAGAAGCAAACUGGAGACUGUCCUGUUAAUGCUGCAUGGGGCACAAUGUCUUUCAAAUUAUUGGUGGAAGAAUCUCUUUUAUCCAUGGUGAGAGGUAAGAAUAUUAAAGAGUCAGGAUAUUGUUGCUCCUGGUAUUUAACAACUGUCAUUAGAAAUGCUGAAAUUUCAUUGUAGAGAAGUCAAGAAAGAAAGAGUAAACUGAGAAAAUCUCACUACUACAGAGCCACUUUUACAAUGAGACCUGCACUUUAUGCCAGCACUGUUUGUGAGGAGCAGUACUGCCUUAAAUUAGUUUGACUCUGACUGAUGUCAGUGUACGUUACUUCCUUUAUGUGACUGACAGUCAGCUUUCCAUUGAGAUAUAACAUUCACAGAUGAUCCCCAAGUAUCCUUGUCAUCAGAAGCUUUGGACCUUUUCUGCCACUGACUUGUGGCUGAUCUGUAACACAAUAAAUACAUAAUUUUAUUUCAUGUUGUCUCUCCACCUCUGAAUAAGCAGUGGCAUGACCAAAAAGACUGGUAGGAGGAGAGAAUUUCCUGGCCAAAUCCUUCAUACCAGGUACCACUUCUUGAGUAACUGAGAGUUGACUGUCUUCUAUGGUGACUACAUAGAAGAUAUUUCCAAAGGUUCUGUUAUGCAGUGAAGACAUUCAGAUUAUUUGUAAGAAUUUCACCAACACCCUUGUGUAUUGAAAUGCUUAACCGUUAACAGGAAAAAAAAGAGAAAACCGGACAAAAUAGAGACAUUUACUUGAAAUGGGAGAUUUGCUAAUGUGAAGAGUGUUUCUGUUUUAUUACUUAUAAGAGAAAAGCAGGAAAACUUUUGCUUUGAUAAGAAAGACACCAGAGUGGUGAUUCUGUUUGAUGCCACAGGCUAACACAAUCGUGUAAUCGUGUUGAGUUGUAGAAAUAUAUGGCCCUAAAAACCAUUCUCUUUCCCUUAUAUAUAUAAAUAUGUGAACACUGCCUAGUAACAUUUUAAUAGAUUUAAGAUGCAUUUGUACAUUCUCAGCAAACUAGAAGAAAAUGUUUUUUCUCUUUUUGAGUUAACUUCAUAGCAUAGGGAACCAGCACUGUGUAGGUUUCAGCAUUUCAGAUAAGGGCAUAAUUAAUUGUGUAACUUAAUGCCCUGUUAUUCAUUGCUGAGGUUCAUAUAAAGAAUAGAAAAAUUGAAAGAUGGGUUUGGGUGACAUUUUCUUCCCAAAAGAUCAAGUAAGGAGUAAGAACAAGUAAGGGAAGACAGCUAAGAGAACAUACUAUGACAUAUCAUAGAAUUGGGAUACAUUUUUGUUGCGCUGGAUUUCAGGCUAUACUGCUAAAAUAAUUUCUACCUGUUAAAUUUUGUGAGAGGGUUUUUGACAUCAGAAUUUUUGUGUUUCUGGUUAAAUUGGUCUUGGAAAUCCCUAUGGUCUCUAAUUUCAGCUCUUGCUGUAAAUUGCAAGCCAAAUGCUCUUUCUCAGAAAGAGCUAUAUUUUUCUCUUCUUACAGGCAACCCAAUAUUUAUUUCAUAAAGUGUUAUAAAUAUUGAGAGGAUACACUGGGGAGAUAGCAUAUAAAAAUGAUGCUCCAAAAUGAGAAUUCUAUAUGGGGCUUUCCCUAAGAAGAAUCCAUCCCAGCACAUAUUUUGAAAAGGUGCUGAAUUAAAAAGUACAAGAGUUUGCUCAUAUAAAUCAAGUUGCCCAGGAAACCUGAGGUGAUGCUAUCAUUUGUCUCAUAAUUUAGAAACGUGAUCUCUUGAGAGAGAGACUACACAUUGCCUGGGCACCUUCAGAUUCCUUAGUAAGUGCCCCUUUGAUAUUUGGAAUGUGGAUAUAUUUAUAAAACAAAUGGAUUGUUAUUCCAAAUCCGCAUGGAUUUAUAACCAAGCCCCAGAAGAAUAGGCAGCUUUGAAAUAGCUAUUUCGUGGAAUUGAACAGAACCUUGAUGGAAUGCAGUUGCCUGUGUGAGGACAGAAAACAAAGAGGCUGCCUCAAACCACAUGCCUAUCUAGAGAUUAAGUGAAUCUGUGAGGGACAUUUUGUGGAUGCCUUAAAGAUGACCAGUGGUGGGUUCUGAUGGGAAUAUAUACACUCAUCUGGACUAGGCCAAUGGAAGCAGUCUCUUUCAGUUCACCUCCGUACAGCACAAGUUGUUCCUGCUCAUGACCUCAUUGAGGAACAUGAGAAUUGUGGUGCUGGUGACUUUCAUGUGUCUUGGGAGGUUGAGGUGUUCAACAUCAUUAAGGCACUCCCAAAACGCAAACCUCCUUUUUUAAAUGCCAAUUGUUACAUCUACAUUAAUUCAUCUAUGCAAACUUGUGUUUUCAUGGUUUGUUUUUUACACUAUAUUUCUCAUUAGGUUCUUUAAACAUCAGGUUUAAUAUUGAUAUUAUGAAUAAUUUUUAAACCAAAGUAUUCUAUAAGUCUGUGUGCUUUGUUUUCCUGGAUGGUUUGACCAAGGUAAACAUCAAUCUUGUCCUUCUCUCUUAAUAAAGUCAUCCAUUUGUUAAGUCA